Messenger RNA from Actinia tenebrosa (Australian red waratah sea anemone), 429 nucleotides. RefSeq lists its product as uncharacterized. The record is from RefSeq and is a predicted model, not a curated record. NCBI's taxonomy places the organism in Eukaryota, Metazoa, Cnidaria, Anthozoa, Actiniaria, Actiniidae.
UGCAUCAACGAAAUUAUUGAUAUAUAAGGCAAAUCUAAAAUAUGUCCGCUCUUUUUGUUGGUGUGAACAGYGUUUUAAAAGGGUUUCAUGCCACUCAAGCUGUGCUUGAAGUGGGCAAAGAAUAUAUUCUGACGAAAAUGAAUUCCGUGCAUGAUGAGAAUGCAUUUUUUGUUUUAAGUAAGGAUGGGACUAUCCAAGCAUCUAUGCCAAGAGAGCUGGCGAGACUUAUUGCUCCAUUUAAAGUUCGGGGGCAAGUGUUGUGCAUCGUGUGUUCCCCCACAGCCGGCCUCAGAGAAUCAAACAAAGGUUUAUUUGAAGUGGGAGGUGGCAUUGUCAUGCCUUGCAUUUACUGCAUACAAUGCAAAAGCGAAAACGUUGCCCGGACUCUUGCAGGAAUUAUCCCGAAUAGUCAUCUGCGCAAACUAAAGG